AACACAGCCAUACAGACUAUAUAUAUGUACAUUCAUACAUAAUGUGACCAUAUAGACUAUAUAUGCAUAAAUGCAUGCAUACAUGACGUAGCCAUGCAGACUAUGUUCAUAUGUACAUGCAUACAUAAUAGUUUCUCAAUUAUUAGCAAUUACUUCGCACAACAUAUGGCUCAGCAAUGGGGAUCCAUUAAUGUUUAACCAGGGAGAGUCCGGUCAAUCUACCGACAAUGAACAUGAGAAUUGACUUGCCUGCAUCCUUUACUGGUGACGGGAGCUAAAGUUUCCUCUGCUGGGUGAGGCAACUGGAAGUGGCUGUUAAGGCAUCAUCAGGUUGUAGCCAUGAUUAUUAUGGCAAAAUACUGAGGAUUAUCCCCACUUGUUUGACUGGGGCAGCUUUUCUGCUAUGGGAUGGUUAAACAGAAGCUUAAGCAGGCUUUUGGACAAAAACAUGGAGUGCUUCAGAGGUUCUCUUUCUGCUCUCUUUUGAAGCAGAUCAGUUUAACAAUAGCAUGACUACAUGGAAGCAAAAAUAUCUGAUUACAUAAAACAUUUAGAAUGAGGGAUGUGAGUCAAUUACUACAAAUUAUAUAAUUGCUAUCAAUCAAUCACUGAUUAAAAUGCUAAAUGAUAGUAAAUAGAGCACACAAACACACAAUGGUUAUUUAAAAAGUAGUGAUAUUGAGACGACAUAUCAGACGGCCAUAGCCAUUUCUCCAUUCAUAACUGCCAAAGACUGGCAGUUGGUGCAUGUCCCUAAAACCACGAAUGGUCGCAUCCACAACACUAAUCAUCUCUGCAACAUCAUGCAUCAAGUCUCGCAAGUUGUCAUGAAUGUCGAUCUCUUUCAGCUGAUGCCCUCAACAGCUCUUAGGACCAUUGCCAGUGGUGGUGGUUUUGGGGGGGACGUCACAAUCGCUGUCACAAUUACAUUUUUCAGCCAUAGUUUAUACACUAAUAAAGAAUAAGGCACCAAUAAAGAACUAAUAAGGCAAUAAAAAAGCAUUAAUAAAACACUAUAAGGAAAUAAACUGAAUUGUACUGGUGAGUCACCGUUGGAACAUGAGCUGGACCAACUUCUGUGUUUCGCUUCUUAAAUUGGAAAUCAUUUCUCAACUUGGGGAAACUGCAGAAAAGCUGAAACAGUGGCUCAGAUUAACUAACUGAACACAUCACCUAUUCGAGAAGCACCGGGAACAGCAAGAAGGACACAUCUGAAGAGAAAAUGUUUCUGGCUGGGUUUAUAAUGACGGUGCUCCUCCUCUCAGGUGUCAGUGUAAAGUCAGCUGCUGUAAACUCCCGGGAGGGAGAUGAUGUUACUCUGCUGUGUUACAAUGUGGUUUAUCCUGACUGCUCCUCCACCACAUGGAUAUAUUACCCCUUACAAAGUAAAAAAAGCAUUGUACUGAUUGAUCGUGGAAAAAUCAAAGACUCACACCGAAAUGGGAAACUGAGGCAGCAAGCAGACUGUUCUCUGCACAUUAAUAAUGUCAGCACUGUAGAUGCUGGGCUCUAUACAUGUCAGCAGUUUGUUACCAUCUUUAAGCAUGGAGAUGAUGCCGAAGUUUAUCUCUCUGUUCUUACCAUUGCUCCAGUUCCAGGGCUGGAGGCUAGCAGGGCACUGCAGUGUCUGCUGUACACCCAUGAAGGUCCUGGACGGUGUGAUCGUCCCCCGUUUCAAACUCUGUCCCUGCGGUGGGUUAGUGACACAGACCCACUGGGGCAGAGAGAUCUCAGCUCCCAGACACACACAGGCCCCUGUAACUCCACUCUGCGGAUUAACCAUCAGAGGACAGAGAACGACCAGACGAAAUGGCGAUGUCAGCUCCUUGAUAAGAAGAAGGUGACGCUCACAUACAACUACACAUCUGACAGCUCAGGCUACAGGCAGAUGGCUGCUAUAAACAUAGAGCUUCCAGUGAGAUUGACAGUCUUCUUCCUGGCCCUAAUCACACCCCCCAUCAUUGGUGCCGCCCAUUACAUGAGGAGGAGGAAAAUGCUUCCAAAAGGGAAAGAGUAUGAAAACACUAGGACAACAGCAUCUGCUUUAUAGCAGUGCAUUAUUUUCACCUAUAUAUUCAUUAUAAUUGCUGGCUUUUGCAUUAAUGUUUAUGAUUAUCCAGCAUGUUUUACUGCUCAGGACUUAUGCUUGACUACAGUUUGUGGGGCACCACUCAGGCAUCUAAACAAACGUAAGCAUUUCAGGAUGGAAGGGCCUCAUGCCAUAAGCUCCAAGUCUAUUAGAUCAGGUUAUGAAAUACGGACGCAGAAAGCAUGGGAUUUAAGUAUGAAUUUCAAUAGUUUCAGUACAAAUCAAAAGAAAUGAAUGAUGCAUCCACACAAUGGAUGGCAGUUCUGUUGUGUGCUCAGGCAUUGGACUGUUUUUUUCUUUCUCUUUUGUAUAUAGCAGGUGUGUCCCUGCCAAGUAAUCAGAUCUCCACAGUUUAUAUAAUGAAAAUUAAAUGGUCCAGUAUUCUUACACAUUUCUUACAUGAAUUCGAAUUUAUUCUCCUAUCAUAAAGGACUCUAUACAGUGUACAAUGUUAUUCAUAUCUUUAAUAAAGUUUUCUAAGAGUAAUACUCA
Paramormyrops kingsleyae is the source of this 2581-nucleotide messenger RNA. RefSeq lists its product as uncharacterized. Gene Ontology annotation, biological process: T cell activation; positive regulation of ERK1 and ERK2 cascade; interleukin-15-mediated signaling pathway. Lineage: Eukaryota; Metazoa; Chordata; Actinopteri; Osteoglossiformes; Mormyridae. Gene Ontology annotation, molecular function: MHC class II protein binding; protein tyrosine kinase binding. Gene Ontology annotation, cellular component: external side of plasma membrane; membrane raft. The record is from RefSeq and is a predicted model, not a curated record.